Spea bombifrons (plains spadefoot toad) is the source of this 3060-nucleotide messenger RNA. RefSeq names its product epidermal growth factor receptor pathway substrate 8 (gene EPS8). Lineage: Eukaryota; Metazoa; Chordata; Amphibia; Anura; Pelobatidae. The transcript has 22 exons. Gene Ontology annotation, molecular function: actin binding. Gene Ontology annotation, biological process: positive regulation of ruffle assembly; regulation of Rho protein signal transduction; Rho protein signal transduction. Gene Ontology annotation, cellular component: vesicle; plasma membrane; ruffle membrane. The coding region runs from base 258 to 2597 and encodes 779 amino acids. The record is from RefSeq and is a predicted model, not a curated record.
UCCUUCAUAACGUUCCGCGUUGGGAUUAUGGGACGAGGAUACCUGUCCAGACGGGCUUCACCGGGGCGGCCCUGGGAAUAGGAGGCAAGUCCGGGACUUAACUCUUUAUUACCCAGGUGGGGUGAUGUGACCCGGCGCUACCUCCGCAUCGGGCCGUUCUGUCUAUUGUUUGGAAGGACAUGGAAACCUCUUGACAAAGGGACCAACGAGACGCCGCACUUUCCUGGAUCACGUUACACGGUAAUGAGACAUCAAAAAUGAAUGGCCACUUCUCAAAGUACCCCCAAGGAGGGAUUAGAAGUCCCUCUCCGCAGUCAAGCACCUAUGAGUUUGCGCCCUCCGUAAAAUCGGAUAAACCUGCCAAAAUCAGUGCAAAGAGCCUUUAUGAGCAAAGGAAAAGUUACGCGCGGGACAGCGCCAGCAGCGUGUCAGAGACGUCCCGCUACCACGUCGAGCACCUGACCACGUUUGUGAUGGAUCGCAGAGAUGCCGUGUUAACGGUAGACGAUGGAAUCCGGAAACUGAGGUUACUGGACGCCAAAGGAAAGGUCUGGACCCAGGACAUGUGUCUUCAAGUUGAUGACAAAGGUGUUAGUCUUUAUGACAUAGAAACCAAGAACGAACUAGAGAGCUUCCCGGUCAGUGCCGUCCAGCACUGCCAGGCUGUGAUGAAUGUUUGCCGCUAUCACUCCAUUCUUGCGCUUGUUUGUAAAGAGCCGUCGCAAAGCAGAGCCGAUCUCCACAUCUUCCACUGUGAUGAGGUCAAGGCGUCUGUAAUUCAACAAGACAUCGAAAGCGCGAUCAACGACAGCAAAGGCGGCAAAGCCAAGAAACGGCCCGAAACGCUGAGGGCCAUCUCUAGCAGUGACAGUAAAAUACCACCUCCUCCUGUGGCUCUUGCCCCCGUGCCGCCUGGGUCCGUCACACAAGUGGAUGUGCGCAGCAGGGUGGCCGCCUGGUCCGCUUGGUCAUCAGAAUACGGAGACUACGACAAAACAAGGCAGAAUGUGGCCGGCGAAGAAACCCCGGAGAUGGCGGAAGCCAGGAUCGACAGAGAUGUCCAAAUUCUAAACCACGUUUUAGAUGACAUCGAAUUCUUCAUUCUGAAACUCCAAAAAGCUGCGGAAGCGUUUUCUGAGCUGUCCAAACGGAAGAAAUCCAAGAAGAAGAAGGGCCCGGGCGAGGGUCUCCUGACGCUCCGCGCACAGCCGCCUCCGCACGAAGAAUUUGUAGAUUGCUUUCAGAAGUUCAAGCAUGCCUUCAACCUCCUGGCCAAAGUGAAGAGUCACAUACAGAGCCCCAGCGCUUCUGAACUCCUCCAUUUUCUUUUUACUCCUCUGAAUAUGAUGGUCGAUGCCACCGGAGGCCCGGAACUCGCCAGAACCAUCUUAAGCCCGCUGCUAACCAAGGACGCCAUUGAUUUCUUCAACCACGUUCUCAACGCCGAAGAGAAACGGCUGUGGACGUCUCUGGGCGAAACGUGGAAUAAGUGGCGGGCAGAUUGGCCAAAGGAUCAGUUUAUUCCCCCGUAUGUCCCGCGCUUCCGCAACGGCUGGGAGCCCCCUCUAUUAGGUUUUGCCGGAGUCCCGAAGGAACAAGCUCACAAUCACUUGGCUGAGUCGGUGGCGAACGUCGCGCAGGUGCAGCUCGUACCGGAUUUUAAAGGCUUUUCCACUGAGUAUUCUACGGCUCCAGAUUACCCGGCGUCUGAAGGGACCCACGGAGCCGGCGGCAGGAGGCAGAGCGUGAAGCAUGCGCUGUGCAGAUACGACUUUGUGGCCAGAAACGCCAACGAACUUUCCGUCCUGAAAGACGAUGUCGUGGAGGUCCUGGAUGAUAGGAAGCAGUGGUGGAAAGUUCGAACGUCCGCUGGGACAACUGGUUUUGUGCCAAACAAUAUCUUGGGCCCUGUGAAGCCGCCGGAUCAGGGAUCGGAUGCCGUGUACAGUCAAACUAUCCAGAAACAAAAGUUGGAUAAUUUCCCAAAGCAAACUGGCCCAGUUCCUGCUGCCCCCUCCCCUCCCCCAAAUCAUGCGCCAACGCCUCUCCCCGCAAUCUUCUCAAUGCCUGCGUCCAAGCCAAGCUUCACCCGUCAGAGCAGCGAGUCCAGUGAGAGUGCUGGGAGUGGAGUCCGGGACCAGCAGGGAAACCGGCAGAUGCCUCCUGACAGGAGGAAAUCUCAGAUGGAGGAAGUUCAGGACGAGCUCAUCCAUCGUCUCACUAUCGGCCGCAGUGCGGCCCAGAAGAAGUUCACGGUGCCACGUCAAAACACGCCAACCAUUAAUAUAACCUACGGCUCUUCGUCUGAGGAUGUCAAAGCAUGGCUGGAAGCGAAGGGAUUCAGCCCUGUAACUAUCAGCAGUCUGGGGGUCCUGACCGGCGCACAGCUCUUCUCUCUCACAAAAGAUGAAUUGAAGACGGUUUGCCCUGAGGGGCCAAGAGUGUACAACCAGGUGACGGUUCAGAAAGCUGCUCUAGAGGAUCGUGACGGUAAUUCAGAGCUGCAGGAAAUUAUGAGAAAGAGACAGGAAAAAAUCAACGCAGCGGCUGCCAGCGACUCGGGGGUCGAAUCAUUCGAUGAAGGGAACAGCCAUUAAUUCCUGCUGAAGCCCUGGUUAACUUCACCCACAUUUUGUUUGGGAUGUUUUGAACAUUUUUCCCGGGUAAUGUGACUGCUCUCCGGUUAUAAAAGAAGCAAACCCAGGAAGGGUCUCCGCUCUGCUUCCCGGAGGAGCCCAGCACUAAAGCCAUAUUAUAUAGGACGGGAGUGAGAUUCCUGCCGGUUUUCUUUACUCGUCUUUUAAUCCGCGCUCGUUACUUGUUUCCGGACGCCGAGGUCUGCAUCUCUAAGGAGCUUAUGACAUUUGUGCGUCUGUCGGUUUUCACUCCCUCAGGUCUCUGUUUCGUGGCCAGGAAUAAUUACCCGUCCCAGUAUUUCAUAUUCUGCGUUUGUGAGUCUGCGCCGAGUUCAGUAUUUCUUUACGUCUCUUCCUCUGAUUGUAAAAUACAAAAAAAAAGAGUCCAGAAAAUGUUCAGAUAUAAAUAAAAGUUUAUUAAAUG